AUGUUAAAUGUCAAUCCUCGCUUCGGAAGGGCUUUCCGUCCUCUUUACAAAACUAACUCAGGGGAUCCAUAUUCGAGCCGAGAGGGAGAUCUCUCUUCGUACAAAGCGAGACCCAGUAUCUUCACGGAAUGGAACAAAGUUGGGCAAUGGUCAGUGGCGCUUAUCACUUCGAGGGGUGUUGAAGACAUGGGAAUGCAGUUCUUGCAACUGGCCCCUAAGAAAAAGGAGUCCGCCGCGGAAGCGCCACCCAACGCGCUAGACGUGGGCUUUGGUGAACAAGCAAGACUAGAAAGGCUCGAAUAUGCGGAUCUUGCACCUGGGGAGACCAUCAGACUCUUGACUCUCCAUCCCGGAGAAUAUGGCCACCCACUGCACAUGUCUCUCUCUCAUCAUAAUAUAUCCAAUUCCCGUGACGUUCCAUCCUUCUCGGCGCUCUCGUACGUCUGGGGAGAUCCGAAACAGCCUCGACCGGCUUUCUGUGAUGGGAGAACCAUUGGCAUCACCAGGAACCUUUUUGGCUGCCUACAGCGUCUGAGACGCCCUGAUGCUGCCAGAUUACUCUGGAUCGACGCCAUCUGCAUAAAUCAGCGGGACCUCGAGGAGCGCGCAGCACAGGUUGGCAUCAUGGGCGAAAUCUAUGCCAAGGCGGAUAAAGUUUUGAUCUGGCUCGGAGAAGGGAACGAACAUACCCGCGAGGGGGUCUACGCCCUUGAAUCCAUGGCUAAGGCGUGGAGCCCCCCGCCCGACCAGCCUAUUUCUUUCUCUACAGUACUUAAAUUUGCGCGCUCUAGCCGAAUCCGCACCCUUGACUACUGGGCUCUAGGGAGACAGCAAAAGAUCAGGUCCAUCACCAACAGCGCAUGGUUUACCAGAGCCUGGACAUUCCAGGAGGUCGGCCUGUCGUCAGAUGCAGAAGUUUGGAUUGGUGAUCACAACUUGCCGUGGAAAACGCUAGUCUAUGCGUGGUUGCUCUCACUACACAUGAACUUCGAGCGGACGCUAUUCCUGAAUGGCUACGGCAGGACGGUCGAUACGGGUAGGACAUGUAUGCACGCAAUGUUUGCGUACUGGUACCUGCAAAACCACGGAAACUCCAAGGAAGUUCGUGAGUGGUGCCAGCUGUAUCGGUUGCUACGUCUGAGGCAGUUACACGAAGCUUCUGAUCCGCGGGACCUCAUCUUCUCGCUACUUUCGCUGUCUCGGACGGACAACGGCGAAAAUUUCAAGCCUAACUAUAAGUUGUCGGUAGAGGACGUCUUCACACAGGCUGCUGCCCAGACUAUCAGGGAAAGCCGAGACAUUUCGCUUCUCUCCGAGCGUGAAAGAAGGGGCGCAGAUCUAGAACUCCCCUCCUGGGUUCCGGACUGGCGCUCCCCGCCAAUCAUAAAUCCUCUCAACUCUUUGUUGCCCAGCGCCUGGAGGGAAUACCGGGUGGGCCAAGGACGACCCCAAGAUGAGCGCCUUGGAAGCAUUGAGAUAUCGGACGGCAAGACAUUGCGGCUGGCGGCAACCCACAUCGACAGUGUCAGGGUAUCUCACUCUGUCAGCCUCGAAGUACUCAAAUUACCGGCUGAAAUGAGAAGCCUCGAUUGGAGCGAAACCACCAAGGUCCUGUGGUACUACAUCCGGACAAGACUAGGCUGCGAAUACGAUUCCAGCUACGCACCAACUAGGGAACCUAUGAUAAUUGCUCUCUUGAGGACCCUUUCGGGGGACAAUUUCCCCACGUCCCCUGCGCUUGAACCGGAUGAAGCCGCCCACCGGUUUCCGCUGCACUACAGCUUCAUGAGGAACCCGCAAUGGCUGACGCUCCGGGGACACUUGCUCCGCAAGCUCCGGGUAUGGGACUACGAAGUCCCGCAGACGCACGGCAUGAAACUGGGCGGUGCACCAGAAUCCAUAAAACACGGCCUCCGUGCCGCCCAGGGCCCGGAGGCCUUACUGCCCUACCUCCCAUCCCUGCUCCGGAAAUGGAUCACGCAGUCUGGUACAUCCAUCGGAAAGUGCCCCUACAUCGGUCCCAUCCCCCGCGGAAACUCAGCCAUUAACCAGGACGUUACGAACAGCGUCUACGUCAAGAUGAUACGAACCAGAAUGAGGCGCCACUGGUUCAGUUACGUGCCCUUUCUGCCGUCCUGGGCGCAACAGAAGGCCAGGGUGCUGUACAAGGCGGUUGGAUACGUCCGACUAGAUUUGCACCGGUCGGAGCUGCUGCUGGAGCUCGUGGCGAACAUUGACAAGACGAUUCGCGGGAGGCGACUGCUGGUCACAGAGAAGGGCUACGUGGGACUUGGCAGCUUGGAUGUGCAAGCAGGAGACCAGAUCUCACUUCUGGGCAACAGCCCUGUGCCUUAUUUAGUUCGAAAGUGUGGUGAGGAGCCAGUGACUUAUCGGCUUGUUGGUAAAGAUAAGGAGGUUUCUGACGAGGGGGGGUUAAAGGUCGUUGAGAGAGUGCCUUGGUUAACAGCUAACGCGACCAAGUCAUCGAAUCAGAUUGUGUUCAAGACCUUACUGAAGCAAGCUCUUAUGUCCGAUGCAAUGACGACGCGUGCUGGCUGCAAUGGACGUGCUGGAGCGAAGCGAACCCAAAAAGGGAGGUGUACAGUUUCCCAUACUCUUUCAUCAGCGAGAGUGGCGAUAAAUGACAGUGUAGGCAGUAUGGAAGUGGAAGUACAGGAGCUACAGAAGACCUUGACUUCUGGAACAUUCCUGGUCGACCAAGAGCAAAUAUUUCCUGGCAUGGAAAAUUGCCUCAACACCCAGCUAUCGAAAGUCUAA
This is a messenger RNA of Endocarpon pusillum Z07020, 2778 nucleotides long. RefSeq lists its product as uncharacterized. The record is from RefSeq and is a predicted model, not a curated record. Bases 1 to 2778 code for a protein of 925 amino acids. The transcript has 5 exons. Lineage: Eukaryota; Fungi; Ascomycota; Eurotiomycetes; Verrucariales; Verrucariaceae.